Molecule: messenger RNA, 282 nt
Organism: Emiliania huxleyi CCMP1516
Lineage: Eukaryota; Haptophyta; Isochrysidales; Noelaerhabdaceae
Exons: 2
Coding region: 1-282 (93 amino acids)
Biological process (GO): proteolysis
Molecular function (GO): serine-type endopeptidase activity
Source: RefSeq, a predicted model, not a curated record
AUGAUUGUUGGCGGCACGGAGGUGGCUCCUCCUCGUCUCUACCCGUUCCUGGUGUACAUAGCGGAGGAGGACUUCUGGGGCCAGUCUUACUGCGGUGCGGUGCUCAUCCACCCGCAGUGGGUACUCACUGCCGCGCAUUGCGGGACAAACUUCGAGCGAGUUCUACUCGGCGGGCACGCCAUGAGCAAGUUUGAGGCUGGCGACGACUGCACGGAGACGAUCAAUAUCGAGUCGAUUAUUCCAAACGCCCUCUACAAUGCAGGCAUCGAGCUUCGGUUGUAG